This is a messenger RNA of Aplysia californica (California sea hare), 4359 nucleotides long. RefSeq lists its product as uncharacterized. Gene Ontology annotation, biological process: G protein-coupled receptor signaling pathway. Gene Ontology annotation, molecular function: G protein-coupled peptide receptor activity. The transcript is spliced from 5 exons. NCBI's taxonomy places the organism in Eukaryota, Metazoa, Mollusca, Gastropoda, Aplysiida, Aplysiidae. Gene Ontology annotation, cellular component: membrane. Bases 1429 to 3042 code for a protein of 537 amino acids. The record is from RefSeq and is a predicted model, not a curated record.
AUUUGGCCACCGAAGAUCGUUGCUUUAAAAUCAAGGGUGCCAUACUCAGUAACUUAGGAGACCAAAUUCAAAUUAGACCUAAGAUUCCAGGCUGAAUUGGGGAAACACUCGUUUAGCAAUGGGAAAACAUCACUUUUUAGCAAUGAUAUGAAUUAAAUAAAACAAAACUUUUAAAAAUAGCAAAUUAAGUAACAUCAACGUUAGCUUUUUAAGCCAGAUGUUUGACAUCUUUUCUUUGCAUCAAGUUAUUUUAUCUUUAGAGAAAGGUUCUGUACUAUGGAGAUUCUCAGGGCGGACUCCCGGUGCCGAUACCUAACAUUCUCAUGCGGACAAGACCUAAUUGUUAGCCGGGCCGGAUCUGGCCCGAGGGCCUUGGGUGUUAACACCCGUUUAGUCAUAAGAAACCGCAGCAAUGUUGACGUACAAGAGGACUCGAAAAACGUUGACUGUAUAGUCGUGUAUUUACAGGGGAUUUUGCUUUUAACAUAAUUAUUAUACUUUACUGGAUAAACAAAAGGUUCAUGAGACUGUUUUUUUAUCACCAUGAGCCCACAUUUGAAUACAAUAUACUGGAAUCUUCAGUGGUCACGAAAGGGGACUCACAAAAACGUAACGGAAAUUUUUAACCAAGUUAGAAAGCAAAAAAAAAACGUUUUCAUAACUCCACAUUUGACACAAUACGGAAACUUCACGCUCUCCUUACAAGCCACAGAUUCUAUUCUCCGUACAUUUGUCCCUCCAUACGGGUCCAUUUUAUGAUAGGAAAUGUAUGGAAAACACUCGAAAUGUCCCCACUCUUAUUCAUCCAAACAAGCCAAACAAUUCCCCUUAUUGCACCCAUCCCUAUCCCCCCCUAACCUACCCCACACCUCCAGUUUUACUCUUUUCUAAAUCUUUUUUUUUCCAGUAAUGUUAUCAAACAACACUCCAAACUGAGCGUUAACGUUCACGUUUCGUUUACCUUCUUUCAGAGAGCUGUUUUGGAUCGGCAGGAAUAGUCUUGAGAAGUGUCACAAGAAAAUGGCAUUAUCGUACAGCUGAUUAGCAGGAAUGACACGGGCAGACACUUCCUCCCAGCCCAGCUGAGGGGAUCAAACCGUUCUAGCGUGGUGCUGGCCAGAUCAAUCUACACAGAGGACAUAGACGCAAUUAAGGGCAUUCCUGUAAAAUCGGCUGAAAAGAGGAGCAGCUUUUACCUAAAUAUUUUGCCAGGGAGCCGACUGUUAUCGAAGGGGAAUCGAAUACCUCAUUUUUUAAAUUCUGAAGUCCAGAAUGGACACCUUGUGAACAUCACUGCCUUUAAGUACAGAUGGCAGGCCAUGAGGUUCUUGGAAAAAACUACACCAGCACUGAUGCUUGAGAGGCUAUUUCUAGCUUUGCCUCCUGAACAACUUGAUUUUCAACUUUCAAGCAUUCUCAUUGGCGGACAUGAUUGAGUGCACCAACCAGACAGUCGAUGUGGGUGGGGGCGGGGCUGAAAGUGCCCUUGGAGAUGAAGACGCCCAAAGACUUUUCAAGGAUGUCAGUAAAGUCAUUAACCAGGUGGUCAUUCCAACCGUGUGUGCGUUCGGAAUGGUGGGCAACGUGCUCAACUUGACCAUCCUGACUCGGCGAAAACUGCAGAAGUCUUUCCGCACGUUGGAGCAAGCAGCUAACCUCUGCCUGAUCUCGUUGGCUGUCUCGGACUUGAUGUUCUGCGUGUUUGUGUUCCCUCACAUGUUCCUCCCCACCGACGACAUCUACGAUAAACGGGGGCUCCUGCUGGACUAUCGCCUUUACUGCGCCGCGGUGAUAAAUAUAUUUAUCAUGGAGAGUACUCUGCUAACUGUGGCUAUGUCCUUGGAGAGAUAUCUAGCAUGCUGUUUCCCCUUGCGACAGGAUCUAUACCUGACCACCAGGAGGAUAAAGUACGUCAUCGUCUUCACCUUUAUAUUUUCUGUGGGGUUCAACAUUCCGGUAUUUUGGCGUUAUGAAGUUGUCACGCUGUGUGCGUCCAAUUAUUCCGUUUCUGAUACGUCGGCGAAUGUGAUUGUGGAUGGGGAUAUCGGCUCUUCCACCAACUCUUCAGGCCUUCAUGACAGCGGGGAGUUUCUGAACUUUGGAGGACUUGCCAGUGACACCUCCGUUUUGCUAGAAAACAUCACCGGUGCUGUGCUGGGCACAGGGACUCUUGCCACUGGCUCGGGAGUCGUAGACCCGAGCAAAUCUUCGUCGUUGUCCCAGCAUGUUUCAUCAAGUCAUUUACAGUCCUCAUCGCCGUUGAUAUCAUCGUUAUCAUCUACGUUGUUUUCUUCAGAAUCUUCCCCCACCUCCCUCCCACAAAUGUCGCAGUCAAUAUCAGCAUCAGCAUCAGCCUUGGCGUCCUCAAUUUCUCAAAAUGCAGCUUCAGCGUCGUCUUUUUCACCCUUGCCAUCUUCAUCAUCGUCACAACCAUCGACUGCCAUGGCAGCAGCAAAUGUUCCCAACUCAAAUACUCAUCUGCUUUCCAAACCCGUGCGCUACACUGCAAAACAAGUUCUCCUUAUGAACAGUGAAACCGUUGACACAGUGUAUCGCAUCCUCUGGGCAGUGUUUGGGAACUUUGUACCACUGCUACUACUUUUUUUCUUCAACGUGUGUCUGUGUAGGAAAAUCUACAAGUCCUACAAAAUGCGGCGUCAGUUCAAACGUCAGGCGCAGGCGAAGAGCUCGAGUCAUGUCCUGACCAUCACUCUGGUGGUCAUUGUUGUCAUGUUUUUCAUCCUAGUCGCCCCGUCAGAGGUCGUUCUCCAUGUCUCACAAAUUUCCAACAGUAAUAUGAGCCCGACCUACAAGACAAUUGAAGUAGUACUGAACUUGAUGCAGUCCAUUAACUUCUCUGUCAACUUCAUCCUCUACUGCAUCAUCAGUCCGUACUUCCGGAAGACUCUCAAGUACCUCAUGCUCUGUGGCUGCUACAACAUAUAUCAGGUCUCUAGACAAUGGAAGAAAGAGUUUGAGACGUCACUCAUGUGUCCCACUCAAGGCAGUCGACGAAAAAAGACUUUGAGACGUCACUUAUGAAGACGUUUGGAUAGUUGAAGCCUGGCUCCCUUCCCCUAGCUGCCAUCUGCUAAGUCGCCAUGUCGAGGGAUACGUUGUAGGCGCCGCGAGCAUAGGAGACCACUUACAAUAGAGAGAUCAUCCUGGAAUAGGAAGCUCAUCCGUGUUAUCGGCCCUUUUAAGAAGACGGUGACAAUCUUUUUUGACGUAGCCUGGGUUUUUUUGUUUUUUCAUUUAUUUUUUUUUUAAUUUCGAAUUAGUGAACCCUUUGAUUUUUACUUGAAUCAUCGCAGAUUUGAUCACAUUUGUCUUUCUACUUAUUUUGUUCAUUAAUUUCCAUUUUGUUUGCUCUUUUUCGAUGUAUUUUUGCCAGGUUUACUUAUACACCGAUAUUACGAUGUCUAUUUUCCGUUGUAAAAUUAGUUGACUAGUGCUUUAGUUGACUAGUGGAUUUUUCUUCUCUUUUUAGACAGGUCCCAGUUUUAUUCUUUAAAUUUUUAGUUUCAUAACUGCAAGCUUUUUUUUGUUUCGGUCAAAUUAAGAUUCUGAUUUUGGCUUGGGUGAUGUAGCUAAAUACUUUAAUGCCCCGUUUGCCCAAACGAUGACUUUUCGGCAGAAACAAUACUCCGGAGACCAUCGACUAGUGUUGUCUAUAGACCAUUGACUAGUGUUGUCUAUAGACCAUUGACUAGUGUUCUCUAUAGACCAUUGACUAGUGUUCUCUAUAGACCAUUGACUAGUGUUCUCUAUAGACCAUUGACUAGUGUUCUCUAUAGACCAUUGACUAGUGUUGUCUAUAGACCAUUGACUAGUGUUCUCUAUCUUUGUGCCAUAAAAUCAGAGGAAGAAAAAAAAUAAUACUCAGUAUUAUUAAGACUGACGACGUUCUGCGACAGGUUUUAGCAAAUACACUGUAGAUUCUAGUUUCUUUUGAUUUUAUAAGUUAAAAAAGUCAACGGAAUGUUUUCAAAGGGACUAGUGAUCUGAAACGAAUCAAAACUAUGUUGGAAAGAUCUUUGGCACUACUAACUAUGCUUGACCAUCGACACAAUUUCUCUGCUGUUCACAUCCGUAAAGACAGUAAAACAAUCUAAAGUGUAGAACGUCGAUUUGUGAAGGUGGUUUGGGGGGGGGGGGGAUUUUGUCUACUACAUGUAUAUUGUUCGCUUUUCAUCAUUUGUUCCUCCAUUGUUAAUUGCCUCAAGCUUGUAAAUGUUUACAAGGACCACUAAAUGACUACAGAGGUAAAACAGUGAAUAGGCUUCUAUACGUAUACAUACCUAUACACACAUAUAUGCACAUAUAUGAUAUAUAAAUUGUGUGUAUAUGUGUGUAUUU